Messenger RNA from Coffea eugenioides, 1035 nucleotides. RefSeq lists its product as uncharacterized. The transcript has 2 exons. The coding region runs from base 1 to 1035 and encodes 344 amino acids. NCBI's taxonomy places the organism in Eukaryota, Viridiplantae, Streptophyta, Magnoliopsida, Gentianales, Rubiaceae. The record is from RefSeq and is a predicted model, not a curated record.
AUGACGAAAAGGUAUGAGCUCGCACCUGUUUUUAUACCCGAAUCUCACCAAAGGGCACUACUAUCUAUGGUGCAGGCACCUGUGUUAGAGUUGAAGCCCCUGCCGAAACACUUGAAAUAUGCGUAUCUGGGCAAUAACGAAGCACUCUCGGUGAUUAUCUUAUUUGCACUCUCAGAAACCCAGGAGGAGAAGCUAAUCCGAGUUCUCAGGGAGCAUAAGGAGACGAUAGGAUGGACCAUCACCGACAUUAAGGGGAUCAGCCCCUCCAUCUCUAUCCAUCGAAUAAGGUUGGAGGAGGAUGCCAAACCUGUACGGCAAGCUCAAAGGAGGCUCAAUUCCCUCAUGAUGGAAGUGGUGAAGAAUGAGAUAUUGAAGUUGUUGGAUGUGGGGAUUAUAUUCGCAAUAUCAGAUAGCCUAUUGGUGAGCCUAGUGCAGGUAGUUCUGAAGAAAGCAGGAGUAAUAAUGGAGGCUAACCAGACGGGUGAACUCGCGCCAAUAGCAAUCGCACCAGAAGAUCAACAGAAGACGACCUUCACGUGCCCGUUCGGGACCUUUGCAUAUAGACGGAUGCCAUUCGGGUUGUGCAAUGCACCUGCAAUAUUUCAGAGAUGUAUGGUAAGUAUCUUCUCAGAAUAUGUGGAGAAAAUUAUUGAGAUUUUCAUGGAUGAUUUCAGUGUAUACGGUGAUAGUUUUGAUACUUGUCUAGAUAACCUGAAUUUGAUCUUGUUGAGAUGCAUAGAGAUUAAUGUCGUGCUUAAUUUGGAAACAUAUCAUUUUAUGGUUGAACAUGGAAUAGUCCUAGGUCAUGUUCUGUCUUCUAGAGGUAUUAAGGUUGACAGGGUUAAGAUAGACAUUAUAUCUGCUAUACCUUACCCCACGAGUGUGCGGGAAGUACGCUAUUUUCUUGGGCAUGCAGGUUUUUAUCGAAAGUUAAUCGAGGAUUUCUUGAAAAUUGGAGCCCUUUUGUUCCAGUUUUUACAAAAGAAGUGGCCUUCGAGUUCGAUGAUAAGUGUGAGAGAGCUUUCGACAAGUUGA